AUGUUUCGUCCGACAAUAUAUGCAUUGUCUACGAAACCAGGACGUGCUGCUAUAGGCGUGAUUCGAGUCCUGGGCUCCCACUCGCUGUAUAUCUAUAACCAGCUUACUGCUACCAAGAAACAACCGCUACCGCAGAAAACCAGUGUUCGUAAGUUGUUUAAGCCUGGAACGAAACUGUUAUUGGAUGAAGCAUUGACUUUGUUCUUUAAAGCCCCGAAGACAUAUACUGGCGAGGACUUGUUAGAGUUGCAUGUGCAUGGAGGUACUGCUAUAGUUGAUUCAGUGGUGGAUGCGAUCAAGAAGCUACAUGAUCCAGAGAAGGGCAUUGAUAUACGACAUGCCGAGAAUGGAGAGUUCUCACAAAGGGCGUUCUUGAAUGGCCGUUUUGAUCUUACAGAAAUUGAAGGUAUUCGUGAGAUGAUAGAUGCCGAGACAGAAACUCAGAGAAGAGCUGCAUUGGCUUCGCUUACAGGCGAUACGAAAAAGACAGUCACUGAAUGGCGAACAGACAUUGUCAACAAUGUUGCUCUUCUUACCACCGUGGUGGAUUUUGGAGAGGAACAUGAUCUCGAAGAAACAAACCAGUUGUUUGACCAAGUCGAUGCUAACAUCGAUACACUUAAAGCAAAGAUCCAGGAAUAUCUUGCCAGGGUAAAACUGUCUGAGGUACUUCUUAAAGGUAUAAAGGUCAGUCUUCUUGGACCUACAAACGCUGGAAAACUGUCUCUCUUGAACUACUUGGCAAACAGAGAAACAGCCAUUGUCAGUGAUAUAGCUGGAACCACCAGGGACGUUAUAGAUGUGCCUCUAGAUAUAAAUGGGUACAAAGUGGUGGUUGGCGAUACAGCAGGUAUCAGAUCACUUAAGGAUGCUGACACUAUUGAAGCUGAAGGUAUCAAACGAGCCAAACAGAGGGCCUUGGCGGGCGAUUUGGUGCUAGCCGUUGUCCCAGUAAAUGAACCUGUAACAGAAUCUUUGGUUGAGAACAUCCAAAUCCUUAAAGAUGCUGACCGUCAAAUAGUCGUUGUGCUCAAUAAGGCAGAUUUGACUGAAAGUGUUGACGUUGAACAGUUUUCAGAAGUUCUUGGUUUACCGAAAGAGAACUUCUAUAUUGUAUCAUGCAAAACAGGUCAAGGCAUGAAGGAGCUCCAAGAAACUUUAACAGAACAGUUUAAGUCAGUCACUACGUCGGAGCCAGUGACACUCUCCGGAAGAACGCAGGAUCUUUUGGAAAAUGACGUUCUUUAUGGUCUUGAAGAGUUCAAAAAAUGGAAGCAAGAGGAGGAUGUGAUACUUGCUCUAGAGAGUUUGAGAAUUUCUGCAGAAGGUAUCGGUAAGAUUACAGGUGACGCAGUAGGUGUCGAAGAGAUCUUGGGUGUGGUUUUCCUGAGCUUUUGUAUUGGGAAAUAA
Molecule: messenger RNA, 1410 nt
Organism: Candidozyma haemuli
Lineage: Eukaryota; Fungi; Ascomycota; Pichiomycetes; Serinales; Metschnikowiaceae
Exons: 1
Coding region: 1-1410 (469 amino acids)
Biological process (GO): tRNA wobble uridine modification; tRNA methylation
Cellular component (GO): mitochondrion; cytoplasm
Molecular function (GO): GTPase activity; protein binding; GTP binding
Source: RefSeq, a predicted model, not a curated record